Messenger RNA from Magnolia sinica, 975 nucleotides. RefSeq lists its product as uncharacterized. Bases 1 to 975 code for a protein of 324 amino acids. The transcript has a single exon. NCBI's taxonomy places the organism in Eukaryota, Viridiplantae, Streptophyta, Magnoliopsida, Magnoliales, Magnoliaceae. The record is from RefSeq and is a predicted model, not a curated record.
AUGGCCACUAGUAUGCAGCAACAACAGCAAAUGAUGGUCACUAUGAUGGGGGCCAUGGCCCAAAACUUGGGCAUGCCGCAACCUGAAGCGCCCGGCUUAACCACGCCCGUGACCAACCCGAAUAACCUAUAUGAGCGGUUCCAGAGGCAUAGGCCACCUACUUUUGCCUGCACUCAUUGCCCAGAGGAAGCGGAAUACUGGCUCAACCGAGUCACCAAGUUACUGCGGCCUCUCCACUAUUCUGAGGCGAAAAAUGUAGAGCUCGUCUCAUAUCUCUUUGAGAAGGAGGCGGACCUAUGGUGGGAGAGUGUCCUCCGAUCCAUUCCCGAGAACCACAUAUGGACGUGGGAGGCAUUCGAGGCCCGCUUUAAUGAGAAGUAUAUCCCUCAAUCGUAUCAGCAUGAGAGGGAGAAUGAAUUUCUCCGCCUCCAACAAGGGGGGAUGAGCGUGGCCCAAUAUGAGAACUGCUUUACGGAACUCUCCCGCUAUGCUUCCGAAAUGAUUGCCAACGAAGCGAUCAAGAUGAGAUGGUUCACGGCAGGGCUAAGGAGCGGUAUUCGCUCCAAGAUGUGUUGUGCCAACAUCAGGACAUACGCCGAGCUUGUCGAGAUGUCCAUAAGGGCGGAGCAGGAUGAGGAGCGAGUCGCCCGAAACCGUUCACAGUUAGGGCCAUGGAACAGGGUGGAGGGACCGUCCUCCUCUUUUGCAGGAAAAAGGGCGCGCCCUAGCUCACCACCCCGACUAGCCGCCGCACCGGCCCCUUCUGCACGACCGGCCCAGAUAUGUACUUAUUGCAGGAGGGCGGGACACUCCGAGCCCUACUGUUUUACGAGGAUGAGAGACCUCGGCUUCACACCGCCACAACGCAACAUUAUGCCCCCACAGCAGGCCUUGCAGAUCCCGCCCCUACGGGCAAUGGGGCCUAGCCAGCAGUCUCGUCGUCCACCACCACUACAGGUUAGGCCGCCACAAUGA